Messenger RNA from Neltuma alba, 836 nucleotides. Its product is annotated as pectinesterase inhibitor 9-like. Lineage: Eukaryota; Viridiplantae; Streptophyta; Magnoliopsida; Fabales; Fabaceae. The transcript has a single exon. Gene Ontology annotation, biological process: negative regulation of catalytic activity. Gene Ontology annotation, molecular function: enzyme inhibitor activity. Bases 5 to 619 code for a protein of 204 amino acids. The record is from RefSeq and is a predicted model, not a curated record.
CUGUAUGCAUUUCUCAGACAUGGCGAGACUUGGGAUUUCUCUGUUACUGCUGAAUCUCCUCAUUUACACAUCAGAAUCCGCCAUAGCCAGACCUCCCAACCCAACAGAUUUCAUAAAGUCCUCUUGCAGAGCCACUCGCUACCCUGUUCUCUGCGUUCAGUGCCUAUCAGGCUACGCAAGUUUGAUUCAUCAAAGCCAGAGACAAAUAGCCAUUGCUGCUCUCUCCGUCAGCAUCUCGAGGACUCGAUCAUGUUCCUCCUUCGUCCACAAGCUUGGCCAAGAAACAAGAAUAAAAAAGUCCAGAGAACACAGGGCUGUUCAGGACUGUAUAGAGAACAUGGGUGAUAGCCUGGACCGGCUUCGCCAAUCGGUCCAAGAACUAGGACGAACUGGUGGGGCCGCUGGUCAGGAGUUUGUGUGGCAUAUGAGCAAUGUGCAGACUUGGGUUAGUGCUGCUCUCACAGACCAAGACACAUGUCUCGAUGGAUUCUCUGGUUCUGGUUCUGGUUUUGAUGAAAACGUCAAGGCUGAGAUUAGGCGCAGGGUUGUGAAUGUUGCUCAAGUCACUAGUAAUGCUCUGGCUUUGGUUAAUCGCUUCGCUUCAAGGCAUCCAAGUUAAGAUUUGGCCUUUGUUGAUGUGUAUAUAUGAGCUUUUUAAACUGAGGUUUGCUUUUUUUUAAGGUUGUUUUGCGUACUGUUUGAUGUUUGUGUUCUGUUGUUUGUCAUGUUCGUUCUCUGUUCUACUCACAUGUAACAGAUCUUCCUCUCCAGGGCUUCUUUCUCAGUUACAGCGACCAUGAUCCUUUUGAACUUGUAAUUUUGAUGAAUUUCUGAAA